GCCUCAAGAAGAGCGAGCUCGCUGACUGACGAGGACCUUGCUGCUUGCCUCUUCUGUGCCGUUGUCGACUAACCAACUCCGGCCGAACCUCACUCGCUCACAUAGUGUAGGAUUUACCUACCUCCAUCCCUAGCAAAGGCCGUUAUGACUCGCUCAGCUCCCUGAUCUACUAGUGUGGAAUCCGAAUACAUGUCUGCUGCGCCGACUCGGCCAGGGACUUUGCAGCUCUCGCCAGCAAUGUCUCGGAAACCAACCGUCUCAGCCCUGUCAUGCUAUAUCCUCCAAUCGCAGCUCCCAAAGACGGGCACGGGUAGAAUACCAGUGCAAUUUGGUCGGCGGCCGCAACGUAUACAGAUAUACUAUCGCAAUAAGGGUACUACGCUUUAAUUAGAC
Molecule: messenger RNA, 393 nt
Organism: Colletotrichum navitas
Lineage: Eukaryota; Fungi; Ascomycota; Sordariomycetes; Glomerellales; Glomerellaceae
Exons: 2
Coding region: 190-387 (65 amino acids)
Source: RefSeq, a predicted model, not a curated record